AUGGCAGACUCAGAUUCAACAAAUCAGUCUUCAUAUUCAAACGGAAAUUUUACAAUGGAAUCAAAUUAUGAUGAAGUUGUAGAUUCGUUCGAUGCUCUCAAGUUAAACGAAGACUUAUUGAGAGGAAUUUAUUCCUAUGGCUUUGAAAGACCCUCAGCAAUCCAACAACGUGGCAUUAAACCCAUAAUCGAAAAUUACGAUACUAUCGGUCAGGCCCAAUCUGGUACAGGAAAAACCGCAACUUUCAGUAUAGCAGCUCUCCAGAUCAUUAAUUACGAUGUCAUGUCAUGUCAAAUUUUAAUAUUGGCCCCAACAAGAGAACUCGCACAACAAAUUCAAAAGGUCGUUUUGGCGUUGGGAGACUACCUAAAGGUACAGUGCCACGCUUGCGUAGGUGGAACUGUGGUCCGUGACGAUGUCCACAAGCUCAAAGCAGGUGUACACAUGGUCGUUGGAACACCAGGAAGAGUCUACGACAUGAUAGAGAAAAAGGCACUGUUGACAGACAAGAUGAAGCUAUUUAUCCUAGACGAAGCAGACGAAAUGUUAUCACGCGGUUUUAAAGGCCAGAUCCAAGAUGUGUUCAAGAGACUUCCACCGGAUAUCCAAGUCGCACUUUUCAGUGCAACAAUGCCCAACGAAAUUUUAGAAUUGACAACAAAGUUCAUGAGGUCACCCAAAAGAAUACUUGUCAAAAAGGACGAGUUAACUCUUGAGGGUAUCAAACAGUUCUACAUCCUGAUCGAUAAGGAGUACAAGUUCGAAACAUUAUGCGACCUCUAUGAAUCAGUUACCAUCACCCAAGCAAUUAUCUACUGCAAUACCAGGAGGAAAGUCGACUACCUAACGCUGAAAAUGCAAGAAAAAGAUUUCACAGUUUCAAGUAUGCAUGGAGAUAUGGGCCAAAAGGAAAGAGACCUCAUUAUGCGCGAAUUCAGAUCAGGAUCAACCCGUGUACUCAUUACAACCGAUCUCCUUGCAAGAGGUAUUGACGUUCAACAAGUUUCACUCGUUAUCAACUACGAUUUACCAAUGUCACCAGAUAACUACAUUCACAGAAUUGGCCGUUCUGGAAGGUUUGGAAGGAAGGGCGUAGCAAUUAACUUUGUUACACACCAGGAUAUGGAAACAAUGAAAAGUAUUGAAAAUUAUUACAAUACACAGAUUGAAGAAAUGCCUGCAGAUAUUGCCGAAUAUAUGUAG
This is a messenger RNA of Theileria annulata, 1203 nucleotides long. Its product is annotated as eukaryotic translation initiation factor 4a, putative. The coding region runs from base 1 to 1203 and encodes 400 amino acids. The transcript is spliced from 5 exons. Gene Ontology annotation, molecular function: RNA helicase activity; ATP binding; RNA binding. Lineage: Eukaryota; Apicomplexa; Aconoidasida; Piroplasmida; Theileriidae. The record is from RefSeq and is a predicted model, not a curated record.